Molecule: messenger RNA, 4597 nt
Organism: Ictalurus punctatus (channel catfish)
Lineage: Eukaryota; Metazoa; Chordata; Actinopteri; Siluriformes; Ictaluridae
Gene: acp7
Product: acid phosphatase 7, tartrate resistant (putative)
Exons: 14
Coding region: 279-1394 (371 amino acids)
Molecular function (GO): metal ion binding; acid phosphatase activity
Source: RefSeq, a predicted model, not a curated record
GAUCUGUGGGCAGUAUUUGGGACAAGGCCACUCGAUGUCAACUGCUGUUAGACAGCCUGAAAACGGACCUCUUCUUCCUGCUUCUUUAUUAUUUUACCUCCUCCAAGCUUGUAACAAAUGCGAAACCUGUUACACACCUGUCUUUAUGAGAUGCUUAUUUGAUCCGGGGUAAGUAAAUUGCCUACGAGACUAAUUAAAACAAAGGCUGCAUGGAGCAUAGUUGUAAUGACAUCACUUUGAAAUGAAUGAGGCAGAAGAAGUAGAAUAAAAUAAGAAAGAUGGCUGUCCUGCAUCUUUUUUUUUGGGGGGGUCUGCUGUCUUUGGCCUCUUGUGUGCCACCUAUCUGGUCCCAGCCUGAGCAGGUGCACAUUUCCUAUCCAGGUGUGGAGGGUUCAAUGUUGAUCACUUGGACAACCUUUGACUACACAGAGAGUGUGGUGGAAUAUGGACUGUGGGGUGGGAAGCUCUUCAGUCGUACUGCUAAGGGAAAUUCCACUCUGUUUAUUGAUGCAGGCUCAGAGAAGCGCAAAAUGUACAUUCACAGAGUCACAGUGCCAGAACUCAGACCUGGGGCUAAAUAUGUCUACCACUGUGGUAGUGAGGAGGGCUGGAGUGGUAUUCUCUUCUUUACUGCUCUGAAUGAUAGCACAAGUUUUAGCCCUAGAUUUGCUCUCUUUGGUGACAUGGGCAAUGAAAACCCUCAAUCACUGGCCAGACUUCAGAAAGAGACACAGGCCGGGAUGUAUGAUGUCAUUCUGCACAUUGGAGACUUUGCUUAUGAUAUGCAUGAGGACAGUGGCAGGAUUGGGGAUGAGUUUAUGAGACAGAUUGAGUCCAUUGCUGCCUAUGUGCCGUAUAUGACCUCUCCUGGUAAUCAUGAGUGGGCCUACAAUUUCUCACACUACAAGAGCCGUUUCAGUAUGCCAGGGGAAACUGAGAGCCUGUGGUACAGCUGGAAUAUUGGGUCAGCACACAUCAUCUCUUUCUCUACUGAAGUCUACUUCUACCUAGAAUAUGGUCUAGGUCUCCUCUUCAAACAGUAUGAAUGGCUGCAGAAAGACCUGGAGGAAGCAAACAAACCAGAGAACAGAGCUGCAAGACCCUGGAUAAUCACCAUGGCACACAGACCCAUGUAUUGCUCCAAUGAUGAUCAAGAUGACUGCACCAAGUUUGAAAGCUAUGUACGCCAUGGACGCAGUGACAUAAAGCCGCCAGCCCCUGGCCUGGAGGACUUAUUCUAUCAGCAUGGAGUGGAUCUGGAGCUUUGGGCACAUGAACAUACCUACGAGAGACUAUGGCCUGUGUAUAAUUACAAGGUGUUUAAUGGGAGUGUUGAUAAGCCAUACGUGAAUCCUAAAGCACCUGUGCAUAUCAUUACUGGCUCAGCCGACUAGCCAUCCCAUCAAGUUCAGCAGAAGAGCAGACCAUCUGAUGCAAGAAGAAGUCUCCAAGAACCCCAACAUUUCAUCACUGGAUCUGCUAGUAAGUCCUGCAACUUACUAAGUAAGUCAAAGUGCAUGCUUCUACAAUCAGAAAGAGACUGAACAAACUUGACCUGCAUGGGAGGCCUGCCAGGAAAAAGCCUUUGCAAGACUACAGUUUGGAAUAAUGUGCUCUGGACAGACAAAUCAAAGAUAAGAGUUCUUUGGCCACAGUAACAGCAAAUAUGUUUGGCAAAGAGCAGGCAGCUUUUCAGGAGAGGCAUGUUAUACCAACUAUGAAGCACGGUGGUGGAAAUGUAAUGGUUUGGGGUUACUAUGCUGCCACACGAACUGGACAGCUUUCAUUCAUUGAUUCGACUAAGAAUUCUGCAUCAUAUCAAAGAGUGCUUGAAGAUAAUGUGAGGCCAUCUGUUUGAAAGUUUAAGCUGAACCGAAAGUGGGCUUUUCAACAGGACAAUGGUCCUAAGCACACUAGCAAAUCCACCAAGGAAUGGGUCGAAAAGAAAAAAUGGAAUGGCCUAGUCAAAGCCUGGAUUUUAAUCCCAUUGAAAUGUUGGGGGGGAUUUGAAACGGGCAGUACGAGCAAGACAACCCUCAGACAUCUUCCAACUGAAAGAAUAUUACAUGGACGAGUGGUCAAAAAUUCCAGCAAGCCUGGUGGACAAUUAUGCAAAAUGCCUACAAGAAGUUAUUUCUGCUGAAGUGGGCAAUACUAGCUUCUGAGGCCAAGGAUGUACUUAUGUUUUCCACAGAAGAAUAUCUAUUGAUGUUUCUGUUGAAUAAAUGAUUGAAAAGGCUAAUUUUCCUUGUGGCUUUGUUCAAGUGUAUCAAUUUCUUUAAUAGGUACUAUUUCAAAGAUUAUUCAAAUAUUUGCUUGUUGAAAUAUGUAAAAAAAAAAAAAAAAAAUUCCAUAGGGUGUAUUUAUCUUUUCACAAGACUAUAUAUGAAUGAGAAAAUUCAAAUAAGUAAUCUAACAAUAAUCUAACAGUCUGGUAUAUAUCGUGAAUAUAUUGCUGCUUGAAUAGUCCAAGUUAUAAUUAUCACAGUAAUCACUGCAAAUUUGGUUUAAUUUAACAAUAAUUUCCUUAUUCAGAAGUUUAUAAAAUAACACUUGAUCCAGCACAUCCUAUUAUUAUAUCCCACGGUUAAAAGUACUUCAAAAGUACAGUCAGGUCUAUAAAUAUUUGGACAUCGAUAAAGGUAUUGUUAUUUUAGCUCUCUACCACAGUAUAUUGGGGUUGAAAUUAAAUAAUGAAUAGAUUUCAGAGUGCAGACUUUCAGCUUUAAUUUGAGUGUAUGUACAUCAAAACUGGGUCAGUGGUGUAGGAACUACAACACAUUUUACAUGUGGAAAACCCCAGGGAUCCGUAGAGAAAUAAAGAACCUGGAAAGGUGGAAUAGAAUGCUAGUUAGGCGACAGUGAUUGUUUUAAUCCCUGAUAGCUGUCAUGGCAUUAAGAACUAGAUCUGGUUGAGUGGGAAAGUUCUGGACAACGAUUCUUGUAGCAUAGUGGUAUUUAUUGUAAAUGGUACAUUAUACCUCACUAUGGAACUUUGUUGGAAGAGCUCGACAUGUGUGCGUGUGUAGGUAUCCAGAGGGACAUCCUACGUCUGAUGGUUAUCCAGGGUUCAUAGAAUCACAAUUACAUAUGUAACUAGCAUUAUGUGGUGUUAGCCAGGUUCAUGGCUUAAUUGUUUGGAAAAACUAAAUGAAAAAUAACUUACCUACAAGGCAACAAACAAGAUGAAAUGGACCAUUUCUCAUCUUGUAUUUGAAUAUAAUGAAAAUCAAAGCUUGCUGUGCUUGUCAGCUGUGUACUGUUGAUGUUAGAGUAGAGUCCUUGGAGACAUGGGGUUCAACAGAUUGAUUGCUGUAGUUAGUGGACUUGGAUUUUUCCAUGUAAUUUUGGACCAUUUGUAUUGUUCCAUUAUUUAUAAAGCCUUUACACAAUGUAAAGGGCAACUGUGGGGGGAGAUAAAGUCAGACUAUAAGGUUUUCUUAUGAUGAAAUAAAGGAAAGAAAUAUUAUAAAUAUUAAUUGCACAGAAACAAAAUGUGACUGGCUUUGGCAAAACACUGUUGUUAAGGCAACUGCUGGACAAACAGAUACACACUUUCACCUCAGAGUUGUGUUCUGAUUGGCCAGGAUUAGAUUAUGUUUGAUUAGAUCCAGGCACCCGAUCCAUCAGGUUUGAUUAUAUCCAGGCUUUUUUGUUCCACAGAUGUUUUCCCUGAAUUUAUACAGCCUCAUUAUGUAUAGCCUGAAUUUUAAUAACCAUGUAAAUAUAAGGUAAUUGUUUUUAACCUAAACAUUUAAAACCCAAGAUAUUAAAUAUCUUUAGAUUUAAUAUAAAAAAAAUACAUGAGGCAUAUUGUUUUUCUUUCAGGCAACAUGAAUUCAUUUUUUUUUUUUUGUUGAAUCUGAUUUAAGUCAUCUUAAUUGCUUAAUUAUUUUUAUAGAUCUGCAUUAAGAUGACUCAAGUUGGUGAUAAGGACUUUAAAACCCUUUAAAUGAAUUCGCUUAUAUCUUUAAACUGUCACAUCAGGGAUCUGAGGCGGAUGCAAAUGCAGACUAUAAUUGAAAUGUUUAAUAAAGUAUCCAAAAAAAGCACAACACAAGACUUACAUGGAACAAAGACAAGCAUAGCACGAUGCAUGGAGACGGAACAAGCAAAGCAAGACAAUGUGCAGAAUGUGACUAUAUAUACACGCCAGUGUUAAUGAUCUAAACGUGAAACAGGUGAAUUGAGACAUGUAACAUGGUGCAGUGGUUGAUGGGAAAUGUAGUUUCUAGUCGUUCUCCAAUAUUACUUGACAUAAACCUUAAAAUAAAUAUCUACUAGGAAUUUGAUCAUUUAAGAACAAAAAAAAAUCCCUGUUCUGCUCAAUGUUGACUGAGUUUUUUGUUAUUUUGAUUUCAUGUGAUGAGCCAAAUAAAUAACAAGCCAAGCAUCAAAAUGAUACAGUCCAUAUAUUUGAAAGGCUCUGAAAAAAGAUAAUUAAAUUAAAAGAAUGUCAAAUACUAGAUAUCUCAGGAGACUACCAAGGACAGUAAGGCCAAUGUUUCUGUCUUUCUUAGGGGUGUCGAGAAAAACACGAUGGGUUUAUCCCCAAGCCUCGAGACUGGAGUGCCUUCAGAAGUACUGAUUAUGGCUA